Molecule: messenger RNA, 474 nt
Organism: Exophiala viscosa
Lineage: Eukaryota; Fungi; Ascomycota; Eurotiomycetes; Chaetothyriales; Herpotrichiellaceae
Product: NADH-ubiquinone oxidoreductase subunit
Exons: 3
Coding region: 1-474 (157 amino acids)
Biological process (GO): response to oxidative stress; mitochondrial respiratory chain complex I assembly
Cellular component (GO): membrane
Source: RefSeq, a predicted model, not a curated record
AUGUCGACCAUUACCCGAACUUUACGCAAUCUGUGGAAGGUUGGCUUCAAGGAUUAUGGCCACCAAAUGCAAUACAUUGGCGAUACCAAAUACGGAGCCCUUGUCGGACAAGACAGAUAUGGAAACAAGUACUACGAAAACUUGGAAGAAGAUCUCCCCUUACGGACGCGAUGGGUCGACUACAAAGACAAAGAACUUGACGCCAGUCACAUAGAGCCCGGCUGGCAUGCCUGGAUGAGCUAUAUGGUUGACAAACCACCCCCGGAUGAUAAGAUAAUGCAGAGGGGAUUGAGACCUUGGGAGCCCGAGAAGCCCAUGAUCAACAAUACAGGAGGCCGAGCAGCAUAUACACCAUACUCAACGACGAAACCGAAGUAUAGCGCUUGGGACCCUGUCGCCAAACCCAGGGACGGAUCUACACCCUUCACCAAAGGAGACAUACGGGAAGGAGGCGAAUUCGAACCGAAAGCCUGA